AUGGCAAAAGAGGCACAGAAAGAGAGAAGCGGUGUUUCUACUUCCACAGAAACUAAUAAAUAUGCAUCUCAUGAAGUUCCAGUUAGUUCAGAUGCGCAGGAGGGACUAGGAAUGGUUACUGUUGAAGUCACCUCGCCUUCUCUACCUGAUGUUCCUGUUAAUCAAAUGGCACAAGAGACACAGGAAGAGAGUAAUGAUGCUUUUACGUCCAAAGAAACUAAUACAGAUGUAUCUCAUGAAGUUCCAGUUAGUUCAGAUGCACAGGAGGGACUAGAGAUGGUUACUGUUGAAGUCACCUCGCCUUCUCUACCUGAUGUUCCUGUUAAUCCAAUGGCACAAGAGACACAGGAAGAGAAUCAUGAUGCUUCUACUUCCACAAAAACUAAUAGAGAUGCAUCUCAUGAAGUUCCAGUUAGUUCAGAUGCACAGGAGGGACUAGAGAUGGUUACUGUUGAAGUCAGAUCGCCUUCUCUACCUGAUGUUCCUGUUAAUCCAAUGGCACAAGAGACACAGGAAGAGAAUCAUGAUGCUUCUACUUCCACAGAAACUAAUACAGAUGUAUCUCAUGAAGUUCCAGUUAGUUCAGAUGCACAGGAGGGACUAGGAAUGGUUACUGUUGAAGUCAUCUCGCCUUCUCUACCUGAUGUUCCUGUUAAUCCAAUGGCACAAGAGACACAGGAAGAGAAUCAUGAUGCUUCUACUUCCAUAGAAACUAAUACAGAUGUAUCUCAUGAAGUUCCAGUUAGUUCAGAUGCACAGGAGGGACUAGGAAUGGUUACUGUUGAAGUCAGAUCGCCUUCUCUACCUGAUGUUCCUGUUAAUCCAAUGGCACAAGAGACACAGGAAGAGAAUCAUGAUGCUUCUACUUCCACAAAAACUAAUAGAGAUGCAUCUCAUGAAGUUCCAGUUAGUUCAGAUGCACAGGAGGGACUAGGAAUGGUUACUGUUGAAGUCAGAUCGCCUUCUCUACCUGAUGUUCCUGUUAAUCCAAUGGCACAAGAGACACAGGAAGAGAAUCAUGAUGCUUCUACUUCCACAGAAACUAAUACAGAUGUAUCUCAUGAAGUUCCAGUUAGUUCAGAUGCACAGGAGGGACUAGGAAUGGUUACUGUUGAAGUCACCUCGCCUUUUCUACCUGAUGUUCCUGUUAAUACAAUGGCACAAGAGACACAGGAAGAGAAUCACGAUGCUUCUACGUCCACAGAAACUAAUACAGAUGCAUCUCAUGAAGUUCCAGUUAGUUCAGAUGCACAGGAGGGACUAGAGAUGGUUACUGUUGAAGUCAGAUCGCCUUCUCUACCUGAUGUUCCUGUUAAUCCAAUGGCACAAGAGACACAGGAAGAGAAUAGAGCUUCUACCUUUCCCACAGAGACUACACUACAUGCAUGGAGUCUCAGUGACAAGCUAUCACAGUUAAGUCAUCGAAAUGCACAGCGACGGAUGGGAACCUAG
This is a messenger RNA of Rhopilema esculentum, 1452 nucleotides long. Lineage: Eukaryota; Metazoa; Cnidaria; Scyphozoa; Rhizostomeae; Rhizostomatidae. The record is from RefSeq and is a predicted model, not a curated record.